GCCUGAUUUCGGACCCAGUUGCAACCUCAACACUCAGAUGCAGUCCUCCAAUUCGCCAGUGUUUUUGCAGUAAGACAUCAGAACAAAGAUGGCACCUCCAUUGCGCUUGAAUGCAGUGGCGUUUAUAUCACCUCAAAACCACCCGAUCCUCAUUCGUACAUUCGAAAAAGGGGACGAGCUGAAGUACCACUAUGUAGCCCACACUAGCCUCGACGUCAUUGAGGAACGAACAAAUGGCCCAACAAAAUCCAAUGAGUGCUACCUCGGGCUUCUCUACGCCAUGGAUGACAUAGCUGCCUAUGGGUACAUCACGCCUCUCAAAAUGAAGAUUGUUCUCGCCCUCCCACUCACAGACGCUGUCGUGCGUGAUGCAGAGGUGACCAUGAUAUUCAAGGCCCUUCACUUGGCCUACUAUCACGCCUCAUCGAAUCCCUUCCUCCAACUUCACAAUACACCCACGGGCGUUGGGGGUGCCAAGUGGAAGCGCUUCAGGCAGAAAGUGGACGAGAUAAGUAGGGCUGUCGGGGGUGGGAGUCUGCCUUCAUGAACUAUGCACUUGACCCGACCGAGGUAAUGACUUCAAGAAGAAUUGGCAUGAACUGCCGGUGAUGGCUUCGGCCAUCCUUGUGAUAGGACGUGGUCAUGCUACUCGUAUGUUACGCGCGAACCGAAAUGGAGCAAACCCUUCUAUUGACUCAGAUGUCUAGCGAGCACCGCGUCUGAGACAGAUACGGGGUUGAUAUGCAAUGCAAUGGAUUCAUUUCCUCAUCCGUCUCCCAUCACUAGCUCCUCUCAUGUAUUAUGUGGGGACAACUCUUGCGAUACGUCAGUCAAUAAUACAUGGUCGCCAGAGUACUGGCAAGUGACAGUGACCAAUACCACUUAUUAAAGAUAUCACAAGCGAAGAUGAACCUGGUCACAUCUGACCACCAUCCGCCAUGCUCAGGCACCUGCAGGUUUUAGCUGGC
This is a messenger RNA of Suillus paluster, 968 nucleotides long. Its product is annotated as Sedlin. The record is from RefSeq and is a predicted model, not a curated record. Gene Ontology annotation, biological process: endoplasmic reticulum to Golgi vesicle-mediated transport. The transcript has 4 exons. Gene Ontology annotation, cellular component: TRAPP complex; nucleus; cytoplasm. Bases 89 to 547 code for a protein of 152 amino acids. NCBI's taxonomy places the organism in Eukaryota, Fungi, Basidiomycota, Agaricomycetes, Boletales, Suillaceae.